AGCCCACAUUAAGUCGAACAGAAGGAGGGCUCUGCGUUCCCAUAGUGUUUCCUCUCUAACAGAGAAACAGAGCACAACAAUGGCGGUAAUCACACAGUAACCAAGGACAUUGACGACGAAAGAGGCUGACAUACAGCUUAUGUUGGUGAAGUCCACCUCGGCACCAGUAACUGUGACUUCCAAAUGGAACGUUACGUCUCCAAGCGUCGCAACGACGGGAAUAAAAGUAGGAAGUUGAAGAAAAGUCUGGAGAAAAUGUAUGAUACUGAGGAUAGACAUGAAGAUGUUGAUCUUUCUUCACCUAUAGAAAUAGAAGAAAAAAAAAACACAGACAGAGGUAAUAUCAAAAAGACAAAAAGUGUAAAAUUAGGACGCAACUCUGAAGAUCCUACACACACACAUGAGAAGAAUGGAAAGAGAGUGAGAUUUUCUGGUCAGGUUCAGAUUUUCCCUUCAUUGAAUCAUCCAAGUGAUGAGAAGCAUGAGAUCGAGGAAGAAAAUUUACUGCAGGGCAAGCGAUUCUCAAAGCUUGAAGAUGAAAUUGUCAAAGAGGCUGUUCAUAAAUACAUAGAGCUACAUAACUUAGGCGAACAAGGGCUGAAAAAGGUGUUAAAUGCUAGAUCUUAUCCUGAAAUUAAGGGUUGCUGGAAAGAAAUAGGGAGGUCUAUACCAUAUAGACCUACUAUUGCAGUAUAUUCUCGUGCGCAGAUCUUAUUUCGAAGGAGUGAAUCACGUAAAUGGACUGAAGAAGAGUGUGAGAUUUUACUAAAGCUCCAAAAAGAGCAUGGGAAUAAUUGGAAACGCAUAGCUGAUGAACUUGGAAAACAUCGGCGGCAUGUGAAGGAUACAUGGCGAAGGCUAAAACAAUCCAAUCAGAAUAAAGGACAAUGGACUCAGGAGGAGUACCAGAAUUUGUUUGAUUUAGUGAACACUGAUCUGAGACUGAAGCUUUCUGAAGAGAAGAAAUCUAAACAUGGGAUGCUACGAGAUAAUAUUGCAUGGAAUGCAAUAAGUGAAAACUUGUCCACAAGAAAUCCUACAAAUUGCUGCUUGAAAUGGUAUAAUCAAUUAACAUCAUCCAUGGUGGACAAAGGUGAAUGGGCGGAUGUCGAUGACUAUCGCCUAAUUGAUGCACUUUUUGAGCUGGACGCAAGCUGCAUUGAAGAUGUGGAUUGGGACAACCUUCUUGACCACAGGCAUGGAGAGAUAUGUCGAAAGAGAUGGAACCAAAUGAUUCUUCACAUAGGUCAACUUGGAAACAAGUCAUUUGUUGAUCAAGUAGAAGUUCUAGCCAAGAGAUACCGUCCUGAUUUGGUCGAAGUAAGAGAGGCUUGGGACAAUAAACCAAUCGUUCCAUGAUAUGCCAAUCAUGCAGCAGUGAUGUGUCUGAAGAGAGUUAUUUAGCAGUAGCACAUACUAUACAACAUUUAGUAGACAUGUGUAUAUAUAUACAUACUAGAUAGGUAUGACCCCCAACAUUUACAUUUUGAAUUGAAUAGUUUUUUGGCGUGAAAAUUUGCACCAGGUUAUCAUUUUCAAAAUAUUAUAAAAGGUUUUGAAUUGGGUAUCAUAGGCCCUAACAUAACAAGUUAACUCUCCUAAGCUG
Molecule: messenger RNA, 1606 nt
Organism: Solanum pennellii
Lineage: Eukaryota; Viridiplantae; Streptophyta; Magnoliopsida; Solanales; Solanaceae
Product: cyclin-D-binding Myb-like transcription factor 1
Exons: 2
Coding region: 184-1359 (391 amino acids)
Source: RefSeq, a predicted model, not a curated record